Bicyclus anynana (squinting bush brown) is the source of this 8744-nucleotide messenger RNA. RefSeq lists its product as uncharacterized. The coding region runs from base 1 to 3003 and encodes 1000 amino acids. Lineage: Eukaryota; Metazoa; Arthropoda; Insecta; Lepidoptera; Nymphalidae. The transcript is spliced from 18 exons. The record is from RefSeq and is a predicted model, not a curated record.
AUGCGCGGUGACCGCGCCGCUCGUGACACACGACACAACAAGGACUAUGAAAACUUAAAAUCGUCUCUUAAAAAGGGAGCGAAGACUAAAAAGCAUAGAGUAGUCUUCGAUGAGAGCGCGAAUGAAUUUUUUGAGGCGGAUUAUAUUAUUGUCGUACGGGAUGAAUGCGGGUACUCCGACGAAGGGGAGACUGAGGAGUGCUCGGGAUGCGGCGCCUGCGAGCGGUUCCAGGAGCCGGAGUCGGGUGCGCUCAGCCCUCCGGAGGGGUACAAGGAUUUGGGGCUGUUCAACCGCGACGGGACUUUGCGAGAGCAGGCGUGGUGGGACGCUGGGGACGUGAUGUUGGUGGGCGAGCGAUCUGGCACGGUGUUCACUCCGCAGCACCUGCAGCUGCUGCGACGGCUGCAGCGCGAGCGGACGCUGCGCUCCACCGUCUGCUCGGACUGCGACGCGCACCCAGCCGCUCACCAGCCGCACGCAGCGCCAGCACAGCCCAUCGUGCCAGAAAGAUGUGGAGGCGCAAGGUUGUCCACGCAAGUGGCGUCCCACACCAAAGGCCUACCCAUCCUUCAUGGCACCAAAGACAUGCCGUCCGGUCUCUUACCAUCGUCGCGUACCAAAUCGUUAGGGUCUUACACGGCAGGCACGUCAGCGGUGACAAAUCUGGAGUACAAUUAUGAAGAGGAAGACAACAGUGACGUGGACAGAGAGUUGCGCCCAGUAGCGCGUCGUACACUGAAGCACAUCGCAGCCGGCGAAGAACGUCCGCGCAUUAACUCUAGCCAGCAGACAACACCCAUUGAAGAAACUGCAAUAGAUGUAGCCAUUGAAGAGUUGCCGUCAUCUGAGCUGCCGACGUCGGUGCCAGUACCAAGUGAAGAGAGUGAUUCAGCGGAUGCUGACGAGCGAUUAUCUCGUGAAAACUCACCGCUGAGGCAAAGGAGGGCGGGCAUACUGAAGGGAGGCAGACUUUGGAAAUCGUUGGACAACGACAAGGAUGUGAGUGAACAGAAUGACAACCGACACGCAACGACGGCGUCUAGCGACGACGACGCAUCCGCCGCCCCAAGGUCGGUCAGAUUUGUCGAAAAACCUAAGGAGUUUGAAGAGGAACCCAUAGAAAAGGAAAUAGGCCCGCCACCAACAUCAAAUUCUGAACAAAAUUAUCAAAGAGAUUAUGGCACUAACACUGGUCAUAAGUUGGAAUCACCUCUGAUUCUGGCUAUAACUUCGAGUGCCCCGAACCCGAGCCCAAACCAGAACCCGAAGACGAAUUCGGCUGUUCAACAAUUAUUCAAUAGUAGCAGACCACCCCCUCCGGCUAUUGAACCGCAGUUGGUCACUUCGGAAACUCUCAGGGCUUGGGAUGCCGGAGUGAGACCUAAAACAGAAGAAGCGGCAGUGAGGCGCGUAGCUGAAAGAAAUGCUUUAAGAUGUUCUCUUCUUAGAAGCGAAGCACGAAAAAAGCAACAACCAAAGGAGACGACGUCUCUGUCAGAACGCAUACGACUCCUCACUUGUGACGUAGAAGACGAAGACCACCACGAUGACCAACGGUCAUCGCCUUCAGGCAUCGACAAGUUUUCAAGCAGUAGCGACAAAUCGAGCGACAAAUCCUACAACAGCAUCGAUAAAAACAAUGAGAAAGCCUUCGGCAGCGCUUCGUCGAGUUCAUCGUCUUCGACAUUAUCCGCACCAGUUCUCACGCGCCAACUACCACCGGACUUAGGCGACGUCCAUCAGGAACCUCAGAAGAUAAGGGCAGAGCCUCGACGUCAGUUCCUGUCUACCCUGGCACCGUUGACAGCAUGUGUGGGUAGCGCUGCUCAUCACGAAGGCUUCUACUACGUGCCGCCUGGAGACCGUGCCUCGUCAGCAACGAACAUAGAUCUUCAAGAGCAUAACGAAGCACCAGCGCCAGAUGUCGUCGCGGGAACGCCAGGUGCAACUGAGAGCGACGAUGGCCUAGCAGCCUUUGCCCGUGCAUCAGCACCUCGGACAGAAAGGCUGAGGCAGCGCUAUGGCCAGGACUCACAACCAGUCAGCAGUGAUGACGAGCAUGAUGACUAUGGUUUCCACCGACGACCAGCUGUCCGAGGGAUAGCUGUGAAGCAACAGCUGGGAGCUUCGGACGAUAUACUCCAGCAGAUGCAGAAUGAGCUGCAACCGACGUCGACGCCCAGUACUACGUCUCAGAUGCCAGUGCAUGCUUGUCAACGCACUAACAGCUCUUCAAACUACUCCUGGCCGUACUAUUCUGAAGCUAAUCUCAACUCUAGGCCGCAGAGUAGAUCUAGCAGCGUUCCCAAGCAGCAGUGGUCCAAAGGAGAUUACGUUUCCCGGCAAUGCAGCAACCCACCGUCCUCACAGCAUAGCGAUGCUUGUUACGCCCACGCCCAAAACAUGGCGACAUACCAACACUACCAGCGACAACAGGAGAACAUCUACCGAAACUGCACUCUUUACGCUAACGUUGGGUGUUCGGAUAGCAAUCAAGAGUUAUACAGUUCUCAAACGAGUUCAGAACAAAAUUCCCCUGUUCGCUCUGCCCGAUGCAGGAGACCGGAAUCGCCACCCCCUAUUCGUAGCCACCAUCAACUGCUCUACGUGCCGUACAGUAACCAUUACCACUACCAACAAGACUACGCUCAGACUUGGACAGCCAAUGAUUAUAAUCGGAUGCAUGGUUAUUACCAGCACCAAACGCUGAGUGGAGCGACCACGCCGCAACCAGCUGCACUGCCUCAAAGGGCACAUUAUUCGCAUGCAUUGCAUCUACAGACCCUGUGUCCCGCCCCGGCCAGAUACCGCCCAGUACCUGCACCGCAGCCAGGCGGAGGAAAACAGAUGAUCUGCUAUUCUGAGAAGGUUGCAGCUCCGCUGUACCAACCAGCCCCAGGAUCCCCGUCUCGGGCUCCAAGGAGCGCGCCCGAAGGCGCACCAACUGCUACAUCGCCCAUGACUGCUCCUCAGAACCCUGUGUACUAUGCCAUGAAUGUCUGACGCGGUGACUAGGUGAAAAUUGUAGUGGGCCCUGACGCCGUGAGAAUCAGCAUACAGCUUCCAACCAAAGCAUCAGACAUGGAAUAAUAAGACAACGUUGAUGUAGUAUUGACCGUGUCCAUAUUUAUUAAACCAAGAAAGAGAUUGUCAUCGUUACUAAUAUAACCAAAGAAUACUUAAGAAUAAUGAUGUAAAUAAUAAUUAUUUGUUCAAAAUACUUACAUUCUAUUUCAUCGAGAACGAUAACCAUGUUAAUUUUGAUUUUAUUGAGAUGGAGCGCUCAUAGCUAACGAUUUUACUGUAAACAGACUGUUUUGUAGGUCAACGUACUUUUCCGGUUAUAAAUAGUCAAUAUUUUGGUCCCAUAGUCAAUAUUUUUGGUAUUCUCUAUAUCAUUUCAAAUACUGUCUCUAUAUCAGGUCUCGUUUCUUUAGAUAGUUGCUUCUAGGUUCAAGGCACAUUAACCUUUUGCUAGCGACUAAGUCAUCCCCAAAAAUAUCAGUCCGCUUUAUAGCCAAUCCGUUACAUUUACCUGUGAGCCAUGGACUGUCUUCAUUUUAAACAGGUCCCCUGUAGUACUCAUUUUGCACAACAAAAAAAAAUAACUCAGUAAACUCGCAAAGUUAUAUUAAAAGAAACUCAAAUUAAAUCAAUCUCGGAUUGUACAAACAACACAAUGUUCGUACUGAUAACUGGUUUACUAUAACUGAAAUGUAAAUCGACAAAGGAGAUGGUCCAAAAUUGUAUGGAGCUCAGGAUCAGUCAUUGUACCCUGGCGGAAAUAAAAAAAAAUAUUUUUUUUAACUAUUUUGAUUAUACAAAUCUACGAAUUUACUUUAAUUCUUUCGAAAUAAUAUUCAUUCUCUCCCAAAAAAUGCAACACCAUUAUGUGUAUUAAUGGCGGAUUGAUGACGUUUUUAUUGCAAAAGUCGAAUUGACGUUUGCUGUCAAUUGUCAUGUCAUAGUUGCUAUAAGGGCGCCAUCUUGAUAUAACUCGAGAACUUGGGUUUUAAUUUGAUUAAUUUAUUUUUAUUUAGUUAGAUUUAUUCACUUAUAUUUAGAUUAUAUUAAAAUCCUUGUAUCUUUUAAAUUGUAAUGAAACGGGGUACAAGAGUGGACCUGAAAUGGACCAUCUCCUUUCCAGUUGUAAGUCCAUCCAUGUAACUACGAUUAUAUUAAAAAUAGAGCCCUGUUCCCGAAACUCGAGUGUUCGCUGUCUCAAAAUGCAUCUAGUUACCUUUAAUAAUAAUAAUAAUUAAUUGGUUAACUGCACUUGUUACUACAUCGGUCAGUGGGCCGUUCACUCUGUACAAUCACCAAACAAAACACAAGUUAUCAUUGUGUUUGUACAAUAUGAAUCGAGUCGAAUGCAUUAGUUAAAUUUCAUAUUAGGCGAUGCUACAAUUGUUUGUAUUCAUUUUCAUUGCAUUACUUUUAUAUAUUACAAGUUUAAAUUAUUUUAAUUAAAAAAAAUCUAUUAAAAAUCCGAUUAAAAUUGCAAAUAAAGAAGCGUCAGUUGAUUAAAACAGACCAAUGCUAGAACUGUUCGAAUAGAAAGAACAAAGAUUUUAAUACUGACUCUAAUAAUCUUGAAAUUUUUCACGAUAUUGGAUACCCCAUAGUCAUAUAUUGAAUGGAAAGUAUACUAAGACACCAAUUACUGUACUUUGUUGGUAUUAGUAAAUUAAAGGGACACAAAUAUGUUAUAAAUUAUACAUAGAACAAGCAUUGGUAAAAUUAUCAAGCAUGUUAAUGAAAUGCUUGAUAAUUUUCCCAAGCUGUAAGGAAAACUAAUCAAAUUAACCCAAUAUGGUCAGGGGUAGGUACGAUUUUCUGGUGGACCAUCUUUAGAAGAAAUUUCAUGUAACAUAAGUAUAUGAAAUUCAUUAAAAAAUAUGUAAGUAGUUGGAUAUUUACGUAAAAUUAUUAUAUAAUCAGACAAAUGAAACGUAGCGGUAAAUGAUUCGGCGAUAACAAUAUUAAUAAAAGAAUAAAUAAAAGUUAAUUUGGCAACAGUACACAAGAUAUAAUAGUUUUAAGAAAAGUUCAGUAAUCUGUUUUUUCUUUAAAACUACUUUUUCAUUUAAUUUAUAAUGAUUUUAUAGAUCAGUAUUAUAGAAAUCUUAUAUGAAAUAAAUUACUCUAUAAAGUAUAUUUUUGAUAUUAUAUAAACACGAUUUGCGGAAAUAUGUCUGAAUGUGGGAAGUGCCAAAUAAACUCUUAUCUAUUUUUUAGAGUUACGCCAAUAUAAUUAUAUGGUAAACAAUACUUGUGUAUAGAAAAGGAACUCAUGGCAUAUAAAAUAAGCAUGCAGUACGAUAUAUGCUAGAUCUUCGUACGAGUAAGUAGGAAAAUAAAAAAAAGACGGACACACUUUGUGCUGUCAAGUCGGAAGUAUUAUAUAGGCCUAUGUUAGCCAUGACUAAUUGACUAGUAAUGUUGCAUUUGUAUUGUGUAGUCUCGUGGUAUGAGUUGGCAUGAGCAAUUCGUACCCGUGUCUUAUAGUGCGUGCCAAAAAACUAUGAUAAUAUUGAGUGAUGUGAACUAUGGUCGUACCAGUAAUAUGGAUAUUAACGUCAUGACAAAAACAUGUUAAGUAUUAUGUACAUGUAAUUAUAAAUAUUUGAAUGCUAAAUUAUUGAGUUGAAGCCUUAAAAUAGUCAAUCUUAUAUUUUUCCGCAACCGGCCUAGGUGUUUUGAAUAAUAAAUUAGGCGCUUGAUGUCUAUGUUAGGAAACCAUUUUAUAUAUAAUAUGAUGAAGAUAUACGUUAUAUGAACAGUGAUGUUGUCCUCUUAUAAUAAAUCUUAGCUUAUUCAAGUUAUGUGUUAACAAUAAUAGUGGGUAGUUAGAUAUAAGACAGUUGUUUCUCAUUACAAUAAUUAAUUGGUUGUUUAUAGAUAACCAUCGUAUCGGUAUCAGAGUUUAGCUUUAGCUUUGGUGAUGCUUACAUUCUAAAAUGGAAUGUCUAACAAUAUAGUAUUAAUCAUGUAGAAUAUUAUUGCAUAGUACAUUGUUAUGAUAUACUUUAUUAUAUAUUCAAUUUUUAAGAAUUUUACCGGCGUACGGCGGCGACUUGAUUACCUAGGUGUUCAUUUGACCCCCUAUAUAUAAACAUGAAUUAGGAUUUAGACCUCAAUUUACUUCAAAGUAAAUUGAACCUAAGCCAGCAAAGACGUACCGCAAAGCGAUUAGCGUUCCAGUAUGAUGUCAUGCAGAAACCGAAAGGGGUGUGGAUUUUUAUCCUCCUCCUAAGAAGUAAGCCCGCUUCUAACUUAGAUCGCAUCAUCCCUUACCAUCAAGUGAGAUUGUAGUUAAGGGAAAUAUUGUAGAUAAUUAAAAAAAAACCUAAUCACUACUGUUCAAUUUAAGAAAUUUGAAAAUCGUAAUCCAUGUUUAUAAAUAAGGCCAUUAAUGUUUAGACCAGGACAACAAUACAUGUAAUAAUGUGUUCUAAAAAUGCAAAUUCCGAUGCAAUACAUAAAAACGCUGUUUACAUACAGUAGUAUCGGAUGCCAAAGACAAUAACAGUAUCUGUAGUCUACGCGUGAUACCCAUUUUGCUAGACGAUAGUCUUAAUGGAGACCGACAUUUUUUAUACAUUGCUAGGCCCAGAUUUAACGAAUGAACCGUUACAAUGACCAAAUAAUAUCAGUUUUAGACUGGUUUAUUUUCAGUUUGAUUGACAAUCGAACAUUCAAGUUAAGGACAAGUAAAAAUGCAAGAUUUCAACAGAAAACACACAUUUUUUAAAAUAUUAGCAACUGUUAAUUCUAAUUAUUUUUGAUGAUUUUGAUUUAAGAUUUGAGGAUUUUUCAUCAUUAAUUUUUUUUCUGUUAGUUGCUGGGCCUAAAACGGUCGGUCUUCUUUGUGUAUAAAUCGACAUAGUUUAUAGAUUGCUUGCCGAUGUGACAAUAACGAUGGCAAGGGAACGGCUACCGUCAUCGUGAUUACAACAGCCCUAGUACUCAAUUUUAUGUCAACUACAUCUUGUUAUAACACAUUUGCUCGUAAAGUAUCUCUUAUUUCACCAAUUCGACAUCAUAAUGUAUCUCAAUACGCACAUGUGCCGUAAUGUAAAGUAAAACACACAUGUGCUUUAUAUAAUAUAAAACCUUUAUCAUCCGUCUAAAAACGAACGGUACUUUUUAAAUCACAGCAAAGAAUUUUUAUGGCAGAAAAGUGCUCAGCAAUAAAAUUUACUUUGUGAGAUAAAAUGUAAUAAAUAAACAUUUAAUUCUUUGAUGCCAAUAAUUUUCACAAUAAAUAACAGCCGUUUAAAAUUAACAUAAACACAAAAAUAUUAAUUUAAUUUAUGAGGAAAACUGGUUUUUUUAUGCCUUUAAAAAAACGACAAAUGACAAGCAUAUCAGAAUGAAAACAGUCAAAGAUGCAAAUUCAUUUUCAGAAAGUGUGUUUCCUCGCAAAUGUGUUAUAAAACGUCGUAUGACAUAUGUGCGCAUUGACAAUUACAGCCUUGCAAUAUCGCCUCGGCUGUAAUUUUCAUCUUAUCGCACUUAUAUCAUAAUGUACAUUACUUCAUACUUGAAUGUUUUUUUUAGUAAUACCAAUAUGUUUACAGGUGUGUUAGCUAUGCCUGUUGUUGUCGAAUCCACGUUGAAAUGUUUCGUUAUCUUUUGGCAUGUAAUGAACAGCCUAGAUACACUAUUGGUACCUACAUACCCUUGCCUAACCCUCUCUAAUUCUACCUCAAUGUUGUGCGUGAACACUUGUCACGCACAAUGGUGAAUGAAGUUAAAUACCCUUGUACACUAUUCUAUAGCCACAAUGAUUGGUUUAGCCAAUUUUUCAAUUUUCAACUCAAUAAACCCAGAUCCACCCUAUCAUUGUUCAGAUAUUUUGUUAAAUGCUUAUUCAAGGUAUGUGCUUCCAAUGUGACGAAACAUUUUAGGAAUCUUUGCCUGGUAGCAGUUGUUCGCUUUGUCUUAUUGCUACGUCUAUAUGCAGUAAGCACACGUGUUAUUUCGGAUAUCAUGAAAUGAAUGUCCCAGAACGGCGUUUUUACUUUAAGAUAAAUUAAAAUAUAAUACAAUGCAACGUAACCGCACAAUUACGAUACUAAGGAGACCAAAACAUAACCUCAACCAGUAUUAUUAAAAUUUGUAUUUUUGAAAAAUAUGAAAAAAUUCUUUAGCAUUUAUAAAUAUACAUAUACUUGUAUCAUCUUUAAAAGGUACAUUAUCGUUAAAUUGUUUUCUUUAAAUUAUUUCAUUUCCUUUUUAAUUUUUUUUUAAAUAAUAUCUACUUAUUGAUGUUAAGCAACUGUCUCCUUUUAAAAUUUUUAAACAUCAAUAUAAUUGAAAAAUCCCAGAAUUUUUAUAUAUUCUAAAAUAAUAAACUAUAUUCUAGCUGCUUUAAAUUGUGGGAAUAUAGGAAAUAGGAAAUUGGGGACCUUUUGGGAUUGAAAAUAUAAAAAGGUGUGUUACCUACAAACAUUUUCAAUUUCUGAAAUUUAAUAAUGUUGAAGCAUUAUUUUAGAACUAGAAUUUACUGAAUAAAAAAACAUCACCUUUUAUUUAGAUAGGUAAUUGUUUUAUAUAAUAAAUACAAUGAAAAAUCCCUCAGCAUUCCAAACAGAUGAAAGUCGUAAAAAAUAUUGAUUAACAAUCUAAUAAUUGGAUAGAAGCAGGCGUUACUUUGCGGAAGUUCAUCAUGAUUAUAUAAUGAUUUAUUUAGUUUGCUAUCAUCCGCGAAAAUUCGGCGAACCCAUGCGACAACGUCA